Molecule: messenger RNA, 1320 nt
Organism: Aplosporella prunicola CBS 121167
Lineage: Eukaryota; Fungi; Ascomycota; Dothideomycetes; Botryosphaeriales; Aplosporellaceae
Exons: 3
Coding region: 105-1163 (352 amino acids)
Molecular function (GO): dioxygenase activity
Source: RefSeq, a predicted model, not a curated record
UGCCAGAGCGUAAAUGAGAGGCGGCCCGUCCGCAUCAAAGGCAACACCACAUCAUCACCAAGCCCCAGAAUUACACACACGUUCAACGACCUUAAUCAAGCACCAUGAGUUUCGAAACCAGCGCCGAGUUUAUGCCUGAGCCCUUCCCGGACAACGUGCCUGUCGCGGACCUGGCUCGCAUCAGCCUGGCCAAGCUUCUGGACGAUGACCAGGACGAGGCAGCGCUCUUGUUCGAAGUGUGCAAGACCAAUGGAUUCUGCUACCUUGAUCUCACGACCCACCCAAAGGGACUUGAGCUGAUCAAGGACGCCGAAGAGGUCCACCGCGCCUCGAAGGAGGCGUUUGAGAAGACUCCCAUUAACGCGAAGCGGGAGUUCAAGACACGCCCGCCGGAGACGGGCCUUCUCGACACCGGGUACAGAGAGACUGGCUGUGGCGACGAUGGCUUGCCGAACAAGCUCGAAAUGUUCAACAUAUCGCAAGCAGGCCUGUUUUCGGGCACCGAGGAUUACAAGCUGCCGCCAUUCCUGGCUCCACACGAGGACACGUUCCGCGACAUUCUGAGGCGUGCUAAUGUGGUGCACAAUGUGAUUUUGGGGACGUUGGAGCGGCAGUUGAAGCUGCCAUCGGGCACGCUGACUUCGAUCCACAAGCUGACCCAACGGUCGGGCGACUUUGUGCGCAUCCUCAACUACCCUGCGCCCAAGGACGGCAAGCCGCUGGCCGACCCGCCCACGCCACCGCACCGCGACGCUGUCAGCGUGGCCUUCCUCUUUACCUGGCAGGGCGGGCUUCAGAUCACGGCUGCGCCCAACGAGUACCGCCGCAUUGACACGGCUCUCGAGGACGAGGAGAGCUGGCAGUUUGUGCGCCCGCUGCCCGGCCAUGUCAUCAUGAACCUCGGCGACGCCCUGCACAUCCUCACCAACGGUCUGCUCAACUCGGGCAAGCACCGCGUUGUUACGCCCCCCGGCCGCCAAGCUCUGCAUGACCGCAUCAGCGUGCUCUUGGUCGCCCGGCCUGAGGAGUCCACCCAAAUGCGUACCUUGCCUAGCCCCUUGCUGCCGCCGGGCAACUACCUGCCCACUGACAUGACGGCCAAAGAGUGGGGCCAGGAGAAGGUCAUCCGCGUCCUCCGCUUGAUGGACAACGCGAAGCACUGAUCGGUUUGGACACUUCCCAGCAGCGCAAUGCAACAGAUUGAAACAGGGCAAAGGCUGGGGAUACAAGGCAGCUCUCGGUAUAUUGUUUUCUUUUCAAAUGAAACAUCAUUCUCUACGCUGCAGUGUCAGAUAACGUGACGGCCCUUUCUUUUUGAGA